AUGACAUAUUUCACACCCCUACGAUCAGAAAAGGCCCUAGGAUACGCUGGCACGUUUUUUGCUCGCAAACCAGUGCCUAGAUUCACCCAAGCCAGAGAGACUCUGUCGGCCACUGUUGACCGCUCUUGUGACGAUCCGUCGAACUCAUUAAAGGCUAUCAAUGAUGCUCGUGGGAAAGAAUAUUGCCGAAUCUCCGUGCUAGAGAAACCCUGUUGUAGCUACCAAUCUUAA
Molecule: messenger RNA, 231 nt
Organism: Pochonia chlamydosporia 170
Lineage: Eukaryota; Fungi; Ascomycota; Sordariomycetes; Hypocreales; Clavicipitaceae
Exons: 1
Coding region: 1-231 (76 amino acids)
Source: RefSeq, a predicted model, not a curated record